UUUCCUUCGGCUUGCAGUCCGGGAAACAGAGGGACACGGGAAUGGACACGGAAGGGAGUCAGAGCAGCCUGUCGUCCGUACAGGACUCCCCGCACGACCCCUGCAAAAUGUUCAUCGGCGGGCUGAGCUGGCAGACGACACAAGAGGGGCUGAAAGAAUACUUCUGUAAAUUUGGCGAGGUGAAGGAGUGUAUGGUGAUGCGGGAUCCGGUUACGAAGCGAUCGAGGGGGUUCGGAUUUGUCACCUACGUAGACCAGGCCGGCGUGGAUAAAGUUUUGGCCCAAAACAGACACGAGCUGGAUUCGAAAACAAUUGACCCAAAGGUGGCCUUCCCUCGUCGAGCUCAGCCGAAGUUGGUGACAAGAACAAAGAAGAUCUUUGUUGGAGGACUCUCUGUCAACACCACCAUUGAUGAUGUGAAACAGUAUUUCGACCAAUUUGGAAAGGUUGAUGACGCCAUGCUAAUGUUUGACAAAACCACCAACAGGCACAGAGGUUUUGGCUUUGUGACCUUUGAGAAUGAAGAUGUGGUUGAAAAGGUCUGCGAGAUCCACUUUCAUGAGAUCAACAACAAGAUGGUUGAAUGCAAAAAGGCACAGCCGAAAGAAGUGAUGUCACCGACAGGUACGGCACGGGGUCGCUCCAGGGUGAUGCCCUAUGGCAUGGAUGCAUUCAUGCUGGGAAUCGGCAUGCUGGGUUACCCGGGUUUCCAAGCUACUACCUAUGCCAGUCGUGGCUACACUGGAAUUACACCGGGAUAUACCUACCAGUUUCCCGAAUUCCAUUUAGAGCGGGCCCCCCUUCUGACCUCCUCACACCACCCUGAGAUCACAGCCAUUCCACUGACAGCCUAUGGACCAAUGGCAGCGGCCGCAGCUGCAGCGGUUGUCAGAGGCUCUAACCCCUCACGUGCAGCUGGCUUCCUGGGCACCAGCAGUCCUGGGCCAAUGGCAGAACUGUAUGCAGCAGCCAAUCAGGAUUCAGGAGUCAGCAGCUAUAUCAGUGCGGCAAGCCCCGCCCCCAGCACAGGGUUCGGACAUGGACUCGGUGGUCCUUUGAUUGCCACUGCCUAUACCAAUGGCUACCACUGAGGGGCAUCCAAUCAUCAUCCAGCAUGGGAGGAGUAACAAACAAGCUUGUGAAACACGACCACUGCUGACGACACAACGCGCAAAUGGGACGAACCCAUGAACAGCUGCGUUCCCUCCCGACUCCAUUCUGGAGUUAACGCCUUUUUCUCCACCUCAUUUCCUCUAUUCUCUACUAACAUAACCCUUUUUGUUUUCCUCAUCGCUUGUUUUAUUUCUGACGUAUAAUGUUUUUUAGCGACUGGUUCAUGAUAUGCUGCCAUCUGUCUAUUGUAACAAAAAUGAAGAAGAAAAAACAUUGUCAGAACAGUAAUUUUGGAUUGUACGCGGGGAAACGCGCAAAGAAUUCCGUUUCCCUGGGGUUUUAUUUGACACGUUUUUUCACAUUUGUCGCAAUGUUUUUGCUGACUGUAUUUUAUGUUUUUAUCGUACUCAUGCUGUAACAAUGGAGUGAUGGAGAGAAAGAGAGAGAGGGGAACAGAGAAACUAAACUGAAACGAUCGAGAUUUGUUUUCGUAAACUUUAUUACGCGUAAAGGUUCUUAACAAAUCUAAACAACCAUGAACAAAUGUGUGAGAAUCAAAUUUACUAAACAAAGACAGGACAAAUAAUGUAUAUUUUGGUAGUUUUUAAAUACACAGCAUUUGUAAUAUUAUUAUGAACUGUUGAAAGUUAAAUCAUUUGAUUAUUAUUAUUUUUUAUUUUAUUUGUUGUAAAAUUGGUGUUGACGUAAAAAAAACAUUGAAUUUCAACACGAGCAGUGGAAAUUUUCUAAAAAACCAUUCUUGUUUACAAAGCGUGUUUACAUGCGCGAUUUUACGUGCAUGUGGUCAUGUAAACACCUUAAACGAUGUUCCUUUAUCAGGGUAAUGUCAUAAACGGUUUAAGCAUAAACCGAUCAACACUGGCAGAUUUUGGCCAUUACCCUGGUAUUGCAUUGCAUAUACACAUUUUUACCAACAUUCUUACUGGUUUGCGCAAGCCCGUUUAUGUUUCGACAUCAAAAGCACAGAAUAUCCGAUGAUUUCAACUCUCAUGUAAACACUGUGUUCUUGCGUUGUCUGAUUUUUUUUAAUAAGCUGAUUUUUGGUAGUUAUCAGCGUAUUGGUGUGCAUGUAAACGCGCUCAAUGUUGUAUAUAAGAAUGUUUUUUUGUUGUUUUUUUUUACAAUUUACAUUGAAAUUUGUUCUGGUCAUGUUGAGACUUAAUGUUUGGCUUCUUUUUUGUAGAUACUGUAUAUAUUGCAUGGAUUUUGGGAGGGGUCAUUGAACGAUGGACUUGCGUGGGGGGAGGAGGGGUGAUUGUUUAUUUUAUGUCUUUUUUAACUGCAAAAAAUGUUCUUCACAUUGAAUCUUCGCUUUCUAAAACUAUUUUGAUACUUUAACUUGUGAAUCGAGUCUCCUGAGUUGCUGCCUAAAGGCUAUAGGAUACCUUGUUUGUCUUUAUGCCAUUCCAUCUCAUGCACAGUCAAGCACUCAGCCUUUCAAAUUAUACUCUUUUAACCACGAGCAUGCGAGUUCGAUGACGCACAAACACCGGGAAUCCCCGCAUGUUUAGAAAAACUGUGCUGCAUGUGGACAGUCCACACGUACUGUGCUAAUGACAAAAUCUGUGUCACGCGCCGUGUGCGCGAGGCGUAUUGGCACGCAGAAAAUACUUUGGCAAUAGUAUACUUUGGCCUUUACGAAAUAUACCGGGUUCAAUACAAGUUAAGCUCAACUGACAGUAUUUGUGGCAUAAUGUUGAUUACCACUCAAAUUAAUUUAGACUUGUCUGUUCUGGUCUUUAAAAAAAGCACAAAUCUGGGUUACAGUGAGACACUUACAAUGAAAGUGAAUGGGGGCCAAUCCGUCAAUGUUAAAAUACUCACUGUUUCAAAAGUAUAGCCACAAGACGUAAACAACAUGCGUGCUAACAUGAUUUUAAUGUGAUGAAAUCGCUUACUAACCUUUUCUGUGAGAAGUUACAUCCAAUUUCACAACUUCGUUUACAACACAACACCCUAAAACCCUAAAACGGCAGAAAAACGACAAUUAAACAACAUUACAGCUCUAAUAAUACAUAAGUUUUAACAGAAGAAUUAAUGUAAGGGCUUUUAAUAAAUAAUAAGCUUCACACUUCUGCCUUGAAACCCUUCAAAAAUUGGCCCCAUUUACCUCCAUUGUAAGUGCCUCACUGUAACCUCCAUUUUUUAUGGUAAUCAAUAUUAUGCCAUAAAUGCUGUCGACAGAGCUUACCUUGUAUUGAACCAGGAAUAUUCCUUUAAGUAGAGUGUUCCAUUUCCAUUUCAGAUGCUUUCUUAGAAGGCAGCUGCCUAUGUAGGCAGUAGACAGCUGACAAGGUUUUGGAACAGAGCCCUGUUUGUUACUUUGUGCCUAAACAAUUGGCCAGAACUAGAUCUGACACAAAAUGCAAUAUGUAGAAUGUAUCUUGUAAAUAUUGUAACCAGCUCAUUCGCUUAUAAUGAGUUCCACAAUGCAGACACAAUCUUUCGAUUUUCCUCCAUUUAUACUUCAUUUUCUCUAACGUACACACUUUAAGGCUUUUUAAACUUUCGAAAUGAAAUUUCUUUGGGCUCUGAAUUACCCAGACCUUUUGGUUGUAAAAAGUACUUCAGUUUUCGAGGUUGUAUAUGAAUCCUCAUGCUUCCCUGCUGAAAAAAACAAAACAAAACAAAAAACGCCAACUUAAGCUGGUUUGCUGGUCUUAACUGGUUUACGAUGGCUUCCUAGUCUGGCCAAGGUUGUUUUCAGCUGGUUUAGCUUGUCGGCCAGCAGGUCUUCCAAGCCAAGCUGACAAGUGGCCCAAACCCAUUUAAAACCAACAAUCCAGACCAGCCUGGGAGACCAGCUAAGACCAGUAAACCAGCUUAGGCUGAAAUUUAAAAGAGUCGGAAACUAUGUUUUUGAUGUUUGCUGUUGCUUAUGAGGCAUUGAACCACGUUUGUGAAAAAUAAGGUGCCGUUUUCCAGAAAGAACAAAGGAUUUGUCAAAUUUUUGGGAUUAGGAAGCAGGCCUCAUUGUGGGUCUGAAAUCUGUUUAGUAGCCUCAUUUGGAAGGGCGAGGCUUUUUGGCCUCUCUUCAUGCUGUUUUUGGAAAUAUAUAUUAUAUAUAUAUAUACAUUUCUGCGCAAUGUACCUUUUUUUGUAAAAUUCUCUCUAUCCCUCUCUCUCUUUCUUGUUGUUUUUUUUUUAUUGCUGUUGAUGGUACAAUGCUGUUUUUAAAGAAAUGAAGGACAAAUUUACCAAGCAAAGGAGUCUGAGUGCUGUUACAUCUCAAUCUUUAUCCUGUUUGUUAUUUUGGUUGAAUGUGGAUAUACAGUAUGCGUGUGUGUGUGUGUGUGCGUGUGUGUAUGCGCUACGGUGAGAGUGUAAGUUGUUGUGUACACACGUCAAUAUGUGUGUACUUUUGCGAGACUGCUUCCUGUGCAUAGACUGAUGUAUGGAUGUGCACAUAGGUAGUUUACAUGCAUUCAACUGCCACCUUUGAAACUGUCCUGUCUCUGUCAGAAAUGGAGAGGUACAAAUGACUUCACAGCUCUAAUGGAGGCCUUCAGAGAAAAUGAAUUUAGGCUAAUUUGAGUUCAUUUGACGCAAAAUACUUUUACUUAAAAAUUGCAAUUGUUAUUUCGGUCUGUUUUUGUUGUUUAUUUACAUUUUAAGGUAAAGUCUUCCAUUUGACAUGUGGUAGCCUCUUUUUGGAGCUGUGGUCACAACUGUAGGUUACCAUGGUAACCCUCUGACUGACAGGGACGACUCACAAAACUACUGCACGGCACACACUGUAACUAUUUAACCAACAAAAAGCAAUAAGUCAUGUUUUAAACUCAAGUAAUAAUGUACGCUGUCAACGGUGGUACGAAUAUGAUUGCGAUUAUGUGGCAUUAAGAAUUAUUUUUCAGAAGAAAAGCUAUAUUUUUCAAGACCCGUUUUAACCCCUUGAAAGUUUCUCAGAUUUUUACAGUACAUGUUACGAUAACUGUUUGGAUGAUUUGUAAAAGGGACGGGGCUUUGGGGAUCAGUGAUGGAACUGGAAAGCGUCAGUGGGCGGCGCUCUGCCCUAUUGCUGUGGAGCAGUGUGUCAACACUGUGAACUGAUGCCCAAAUAUGCUUGUCCACUGUCCCUUACUGUAUUUUGUUUUUAUUUUUCACUUCUGGAAAUUUUCAAAUAAAAAAAUCCUAAUAAAUUAUUUUAAAACAUUC
Myxocyprinus asiaticus (Chinese sucker) is the source of this 5289-nucleotide messenger RNA. Its product is annotated as RNA-binding protein Musashi homolog 1-like. The coding region runs from base 42 to 1091 and encodes 349 amino acids. Gene Ontology annotation, molecular function: RNA binding. The record is from RefSeq and is a predicted model, not a curated record. Gene Ontology annotation, cellular component: cytoplasm. The transcript is spliced from 14 exons. Lineage: Eukaryota; Metazoa; Chordata; Actinopteri; Cypriniformes; Catostomidae.